Messenger RNA from Nilaparvata lugens (brown planthopper), 861 nucleotides. RefSeq lists its product as uncharacterized. The record is from RefSeq and is a predicted model, not a curated record. The transcript is spliced from 5 exons. The coding region runs from base 215 to 733 and encodes 172 amino acids. Lineage: Eukaryota; Metazoa; Arthropoda; Insecta; Hemiptera; Delphacidae.
UUGCCUUUUGUGUUGUGAGGUUGAACUCCUCUCUACUCUCUCAUUCUAGUACAAUGCUGUUGUUAUAUUGAGUGUUUCAGCGAGUGAAUUAUUCGUGUUCCAACUCUUUUGUUGCUGUUUCAUGGAGUGAAUAAGUUCAGUUUUUAUUCGUCUAUGCCGUUUAUCAGGUGAAAAAGUUGAGUUUCAAUGGGAGUUUGAUGUGAGAGUGCUUUCAAUGAAUAUGUGUUCUGAAGAGAGUGGGAAGUCGUUUUCUAGUGCAAGAAGCAGAAGAAGAGAUCCAAAUCUCAGAAGAACCUCACUUGCUGAAAAUGGGAUGCGAGAUAGCACUUGCUCAGAUGAUAAACAGGAGCUGUCAGCGCAAGAAGUGUCAGAUUUUCUGCAAUCACAUCCCGGCUUUCUUGAGGAAUGGGUCAUGGAAGAAGUCGAGAUAGAACAGCUGGAGAGGUGGAUUAUAAGGAGAACGCAACGGGAUAAGAAAAGAGGAAGUGGCAACAGUGCUGGGAGGAAAACGAGCUUAUCCAGGUGGAAAUUUUGCGUGCACGCCGACAAGCGUCAAAUGCUGCAGGACCUGACAGUUGCGCUUCAGCAGCAACCGAGCGUCGCGCAUGUCUUGUGGGAGCUGUCCGGGUGCAUAGCGAGUGCUUGCAAUGCCGACGGUCAUCGACUCUAUCUGCCAGAUGGCCCUGAUGGAUCACGCUUGAGGCCCUAUUUUGGACAAAUCAAUGAUGGGUAACUUGUAAUUCACAUUUAAACUGAUAAUAAAUCGUCCUUGCUAAUUACUUUCCUUGCCCUAUUUCCAUAGGUAAGGAAAGUAUUGCUUUCCAAAAAAAAUUAAGGUACCCUAAUUUCAAGUUUUCUAUA